AUGACGAUAAACUAUAACAAAGAGAUAAUGACGUCACAUCCGUGGACGUUCUUCCUUUUGCUCUUCAAAUGGAAAGGUUCCAUAUGGAAGGCCGUCUACAUAGAGUCCAUUUUCUUUCUGAUCAUCUACGGUGCACUAUCGGUUGUUUACAAGACAGCAAUGGGCGAAUCCAGUCAGCGGUAAAUGACGUCUCGGGAAAUCACGUCCUACAGUAAUCUUUCAGAACAUUUGAAGCAUUAGUACGGUACUUUGACAAGCGGUUAUCCUACAUUCCGCUUGAAUUUGUGCUCGGAUUCUUCGUGACAACAGUCGUGAACAGAUGGACGAAGCUCUACCAGACGAUCGGAUUCAUAGACAAGUAAGGGCGCCGGGAGAGAAAUUAUGUUUACACUAACCUUUUCAGUGUUGGUUUAAUGGCGAACUUGUAUGUUAGAGGAGCCACCGAGAAAGCGCGGAUCUACCGGCGAAACAUCAUGCGGUACUGCGAACUCGUGCAGAUUCUCGUGUUUCGGGACAUAAGCAUGCGGACUCGACGACGAUUUCCAACGUUGGAAACUAUUGUAGCCGCUGGAUUCAUGAACAAGCAUGAACUGGAACUGUACAACAGCUACGAUACCACGUACAACAGCAAGUUGGGAACGAAGUAUUGGAUUCCGGCCAACUGGGCUCUCUGCAUGACCUACAAAGCACGGAAGGAUGGCUACAUUGAGAGCGACUACUUCAAGGCUCAGAUGGAAUCGGAGAUCCGAACGUGGCGGACGAACAUCGAAUGGGUGUGCAACUACGAUUGGGUGCCCCUCCCGCUCAUGUACCCUCAGCUCGUCUGCCUCGCCGUCAACUUGUACUUUCUGGUGUCCAUGAUUGCGAGACAACUUGUUAUUGAGAAGCACGAGAUCGUCGACGAAGUGGAUGUUUAUUUUCCUGUUAUGACCUUUCUUCAGUUUAUUUUCUACAUGGGCUGGUUGAAAGUAAUCGAUGUGAUGCUGAACCCAUUCGGAGAAGACGACGACGACUUCGAAACGAAUGCGCUCAUCGACCGAAACAUUGCGGUGAGAUUGAUCUGAGUGAACGAGCGACCAAUCGAAUCAGACCAUUCAGAUGGGCCUCAUGAUUGCCGACAACCCGAUGACGACGCCCGAUCUUCGCAAGGAUCCUUUCUUUGACAAGGUCGACCUGCCGCUGCUCUACUCGGAAGAGUCCUCGCACAUCCGCAACCACCACUAUCACGGAUCGGCAUCGGGAGUCCGUUUGGACCAUCAGAGCGACGCGCCCGUUGUCAUGAUGUCCCAUUCGCAGUCGGAGGCUAAUUUACGACGGAUCACGUCGUUCAAAUCGGUCGACGACGAGGAGAGAGUCAACGCGUUCUCGAUGUCUCACGACGACUCCAGGAUGAAAAAUUGGAGGGAAUUUAAUAUCGAUUCGAGCUUUUUGGCGAAUCUAAAUGAGACUGACGACUGGAAAAUACCGACAAAUCUGCAGAAGUUUUAA
Molecule: messenger RNA, 1488 nt
Organism: Caenorhabditis sp. 36 PRJEB53466
Lineage: Eukaryota; Metazoa; Nematoda; Chromadorea; Rhabditida; Rhabditidae
Source: the annotation of a GenBank genome assembly